Prorocentrum cordatum is the source of this 1417-nucleotide messenger RNA. NCBI's taxonomy places the organism in Eukaryota, Dinophyceae, Prorocentrales, Prorocentraceae. The record is from the annotation of a GenBank genome assembly.
AUGAGCAAUGCGGGGCGCACAGUCCUCAAGGGGGCGAAGACCCCCCACUGGGGUUGUGGGCAAUGCGGGCGAGCAUCCAACUGGGCCUCCAGGAUCCAGUGUGCGUGUGGAGCCGCAGCACCGAGAACGAUUGUGGACAAAGCGAGGGCUGCAGACAAGGUUGCCGAUGGGGGUGCGGGUGGGGGCGGGAAAGGCCAGCCACCACCAGGCCCGUGGGCAGCUAAGUAUGAGGCCCAAGCAAAGCAGAUUGUAGCACUCACUUCCAAGCUCGACAAGCUGGCCAAGAAUGGGCCCUCGCCAGGCGGGGGCUCGCAGGCGGGGCCUAAGGCUGGAGAUCCGAAGGAGGUCGAGGCUGAGAAGUGUCGGGAGCGGAUCGAGAUGCUGCGCCAGACGAUUCCGAACCUGGAUGCGGAGCGGGAUAAGGAGUUCAUUGAGGGGCUGCAAACAAAGAUCAAGCAGACCCGUGAGCAGCUCCAGCGGCUCAAGCCCCAGAUCACCCAGCACACGAACGCGGGCCACCUGCUGGCGGAGCUGGAGCGGAAGAGGGCGGCCGCUCUCCAGAAGAAGAAGGAGCAGGAGGACAUCAUCGCGGCUGCGCAGUCGGAGAUGGGCAAGCAGGACGAAAUCGUCACCAAGCUUGAGGUUGAGAUCGUGGAGGCCAAGCGGGCGCUGGCGAGCACGAUCCCGGACGACGUUUUCUUCGAUUGCGACGAGGCGGAGUUUGUGGACGACCAAGAGGUCAAGGACAUGUUCGCGUCGGCAGCAUGGAAGUGGUACCACGACAAGGCCGCUGACGAGUGUGAAGAACCUGCUGACAAGGACGUGGACACCCUGUGGCAGGCAACCAAGGGCGAUAAUCGGAACUUGUUGGAGCAGCUGCGCGCCAUGGGGUACAAGCGGCCCAAGCGGGGUGACAGCGACAUCGGGGACGUGAGGAAGCAGAAGGGGGUGCCUGAUUUUCGUUUCUACUUUGCUAACAUCACCAGCUAUGGCGACAAGGCCAAGGACCAGAUCAAGGCCUGGUCACGGGCACAUGCGCUCAAGGAGCCGUCUAUUUCCUGCAGUACGGGGAAACACCUGAGCGAGCCUGAUGGGUUUGAGGAGCGGGCGCCGCACCUCGUCGGUUUCGUGGAACACCACAUGAUGGGGCCCAAGCUCACAGAGGUGAAGAAGGGGCUCCGCAGACAGGGAUGGCGGGGGGAUUUCGUGCGAGCCCAGCCUACGAUCAACGGUGGCCGUCGGGGGCAUGGAGGCGUCGCAGUGUUUAGCCGCACCCACCUGCACACCACUGUGCCCGCGACGGAGGAGAAGCUCAUGUUCCCAGAAGUGCUACCGCCGCUACAGAGUCAAUGGGCGGUGCAGUGGGUGCGGUUUCAAUCUGUCGAUAUCGCCUUCGCGACGGCCUACUUUGUGGUAG